UUAUUCCCCAAAUUUCUUUCUUUUUCCCAAUUUUGACCAUUGCCUCCGCUUCAAAGCCAGCCCAUUUGGCAAAUUGGCGUUACUGUAGUAACAUAUUUAUGAACUUUCUCUGUAGAAGUAAAAGCGUUACGUAUUGGAAAAUCAUUGGAUUGUAAGACAAAUUGACAAAAACGAAUUGGUGAUUCAAUUGAUUGCGAGUGUUUGAAUGAUUUUUAAUCUGACGAGACUGGCACAUUCCAAUGAUGUAAAAGGGAAUAUCCUUCCACAUGCUUACCAACCCUUUUCUAUCUCUCUCUCCCACCCCGGCUUCAGUCUUGGCGGUUUUGUUCUUAUUUUUUUUGAGCGUUUGAUUGCAAUUUCGUGAUCUUUGCCAAGAUUUAUGAGCUGGGUUUGAUCCCCUUUUGGAGAAAGAUUGUUCCUUUGAUUGAAGUUUGUUGGAUUGAUUCAUUUGGAUUUGGCGCACUUGUGCAAUCUUGCGGGAGAGGGAUUGAUUGAAUUUUGAGGAUCUUUAGUCUAUCAGGCAAGGUUACUUCAUUCUUUAUCUAUUCUUGUUUUGUUCAAGGAAUACUUGAAUUAUAGUGUUUUUUGUGAUUCUUAUUUUCAUUGAGGAAUUUUGAAAAUUGAAUUUGUGAGCCCUGAAAAGGGAGGAAAAUGAGGUGAAAAUGGGGAGGAGUGUGAUGAUCAUAUUGGAUUGAGUGUAAUUUAAGGUAUUUAGUUACAUGCAAUGGAAUUGAAUGUAGUUUCUGAGUUGAAAAGACGUAGUUUUGAUUGUGUUAAAGGUUGGAAUGUGCAUUUCUGCUUUGUUGCUUAUGUCUAGUUAGUUGUUUGUUUAGUGGGGAAUAUUUAGAAUUUGGAGAAGAUGAGAGCUGUAAGAGGAAUAGGAAGUUAUAUAAGUAGAAGUGUUUAUACUGUUUCGGGGCCAUUUCAUCCAUUUGGUGGUGCAGUGGAUAUUAUUGCGGUUGAACAGCAAGAUGGGACCUUUAAGUCAUCUCCUUGGUAUGUUAGGUUUGGCAAGUUUCAGGGGGUUUUAAAGGCAACAGAGAAAGUGGUUAGCAUUAGUGUCAAUGGGGUUGAAGCCGAUUUUAACAUGUAUUUAGAUCAUAAAGGCGAAGCGUACUUUCUCAAAGAGGUGGAUUUUGGAGAGGGGGAUGCCGUAUGUUCUCCCUCAUCUUCUGGUGAGGAUACUGAUGGACAGUCCCAUGACGGAAGGCCAGUGAAAUCAAAAAGUUGCAAUUAUGAUGCGUUAGAAUCGUCUUCUCUUGAACCAGUUGAUCUAAGCAAAGGGAAAGUUCUAGCGAGGACUAAUUCUCGGCAUGCUCGUAUCCUGGGGCUAGUGUUUGGUAGGAAGGCAAUGAAGAAGGACACUGCACCUGAGGAAGAGAACAAUGGUGGUGUCAUUAGGUCAGAGUCAUUGGAGCGAGCUGAAAUUGCAGCUGAUCUUUUGGAGGUUAAAUGGUGCACCAAUCUUGCCUCCCCUAAGAGUAAGAAAGAAAGUCUCUCACUACUGUCUUCCCAACCUAAAUUGGAGUCUAAUGAUAGUGAGGACAAUGUAAUAAAUGAUUCAGAUGAUAACAUCCUACAGAGUGGAAAGUCUGAACAAGUUUAUGUUGAAACUGUGCACACUACUGGUGUUGUGUGUCAGGUGAAUUCUCAAGCUGAAACUAGUUUCAAAGAAAAAGGAUCUUCCAGCAUUGGAGAUGAUUUUGAAAAUGAAAAUGUUGCAGUUUCUACCCUUGAUGAGAAUACUCCUGAAAAUGCUGCAGUUUCCUCAAGUUCCACAGGAAAUGGUUUUGUAACAACCUAUGCACAGACAGUCACUCUCCAACCUGUAUCUGGUUGUGGUCAAACCAUCGAGUCUCGGAGCAUUGUGACAAUCUCUACAUUAAGCAAUGCAACUUGUCAAUCCCUUGGGGAGGAAACUAGUUGUGCAGAAGAAACUAGUAGUGCAGAAGACAAACAAAGAGAGUCUGAACCUCCUAUGAAGCCUGUUCGUGGUUCUAUCCAGCUAGACAUCUUAACAUCUGAAAUAACAGAAGAAGAACAAUUGCUUUUUGGCGACUUUGAUGAUUUCAGUGCAGUCAAAGAGAUGGAGGAACCUAUUUCUCCAGAAUGCGAUGUGAAAGAAGGUGAUCCCCAGCUUUCAGAAAUAGAACCUGAAAAAGACCUAAGGAGGAAGUUAAAGUCCAUAUCCAGCCAUAUCAAUAUUCCCGCUACUGGUGGAGCCAAAUCUGAAGUAACUUUGAGAUAUGCAAGAUCUUUGCCCAAUAUGCCAUCAAAUAAAUAUACUCCGACUGCAAGUGAUUAUCAAUCACUGAACAAAUGCAAAUCUUUAAGCAGUAUGAAGAAUGAAGCAGCCACUGAUAGCCAAUAUCAGAACGAGUUAACAGCUGAGGAUGCUAACACUACAGCUAAAGGUGGAUUAAUUAAUUCAGCUAUUGAUACUACAAGAAGCAAUACCUGCACCGAAGAUAGAAAGGAUCUGCCGAAAUUGAAGCUUAACAAGAAGAAAACAAGGUCCAUAGUCCCAACAUCUGAGCAAUUAGCAUCUCUGAAUUUGAAAGAAGGGAUGAAUUCAAUUGUAUUCACAUUCUCAACUCCAGUUCUUGGGAAGCAACAGGUUCAUGCUCGAAUUUAUUUGUGGAAGUGGGACGCUCGCGUUGUGAUAUCUGACGUAGAUGGGACCAUCACUCGAUCUGAUCUUCUGGGACAGUUUAUGCCUUUGGUUGGAGUUGAUUGGUCUCAAACAGGUGUUGCACAUCUCUUUUCAGCUAUCAAGGAGAAUGGCUAUCAAUUGCUUUUUCUCAGUGCACGUGCAAUUUCUCAGGCUUACCGUACAAGACAAUUCUUAUUUAAUCUAAAGCAGGAUGGAAAAUUCUUGCCUGAGGGACCUGUCGUUAUAUCCCCAGAUGGUCUUUUUCCUUCUCUCUAUCGAGAAGUCGUGAGGAGAGCACCACAUGAAUUUAAAAUUGCUUGCUUGGAGGCUAUCAAAGCAUUGUUUCCUGCAGACAGAAAUCCAUUCUAUGCUGGUUUUGGAAACAGAGACACUGAUGAAAUUAGCUACCUUAAAGUUGGCAUUCCAAAGGGAAAGAUCUUUAUCAUUAAUCCUAAGGGUGAAAUUGUGGUAAAUCGGCGCGUUGAUACUAGGACAUACACUUCUCUUCAUACUCUCGUGCAUGACAUGUUUCCACCCUUGACAUCAUCUGAGCAGCAGGAGGACUACAAUUCAUGGAAUUACUGGAAACUUCCACCUCCAGGAAUUGAAUUUUGAACACCAAAUGCGCAUACAUCCAGUUGCUUUGUCAACUGUGAAUACUGAGCAAGUCUCUUUGCUUGUAACCUAUCAGUUGUAGAUACAAAGAAAAGGAACUGCGUCAGGAGACCAUUUUGUUCAAAAAGUAUAAGCAAAGUCUCCUUGAUGAUACUUCAUACAACUUCACUCCCAGCUUCUGGCAAAGGCAAGUGCACCAGGUUCCUCCAUGCUAUUUUUUUCGCAGAUCAUGGAGGGUAUAUAUACUUGAUAUCUUGGAGAAUAGACACAUUAGAGAGAAUGUCCUUGCAACUUGUAUUUGUUGGCCCUACUGGGCAGGCUAAUGUUCUGGGCCUUCUGGCAAGUAUAGAAAGAAUUAAAUGUGUGAUGCUCCCUUCGUCCCAAAAUGAUUGUCCUGAACGGUCAUUUUGGGAUGGUGGGGAGUAUGAUAUGUUGUCUGAAUUGGGACGAAAUCAUCAGUGACUGCUGAUGCUCUGUCAACAUAUAGAUAAGUAUAGCUUUUUGAAACGAUAAAAGGAUAUACAUACAUGUAGAUGAUAAUAUGACUCCAAAGCAG
This is a messenger RNA of Oldenlandia corymbosa var. corymbosa, 3824 nucleotides long. Lineage: Eukaryota; Viridiplantae; Streptophyta; Magnoliopsida; Gentianales; Rubiaceae. The record is from the annotation of a GenBank genome assembly.